AUUGUUAUCAUGUAUAUAAGAUAUAGAUAUAAAUAUAUCUACAUUUACCUCACAGUCAUUUUAAUCAAGUGAUUCUACUUCACUGUGUUUAAAAAUGCGGAUUUUAAUUUUAAUAUUGCUUGUUGGAAUAACUAUCGGAGCCCCAGCAGUUUCUGAAGUCGGGCCAUGUGAAGUGUGCCAUUUACUAGUCGGGGAGGUCCAAGACCUUCUAACAACACAACAAACACAGGGUUCGAUAUCAAGCUAUGUCAACGACGCUUGCGCAAAGCUACCAUCAGAAGAAAAAGACGUCUGCAAUAGCUUUCUGAAAGAACAUUCAGGAAGUCUUUUCAACAAACUGAUAAAAGAUCUGACACCACACGAGUUUUGUCAAAGUCUGACAGACGUUUGUCCGUCAAAUAAUGAACAACCGGAACCGGAAGUUGAGCAAGAGGAAGAAACAGAAAAUCCAUCCGGCAACCCUCUAGAAUGUGAGCUAUGUAAACUGGCAGUUCUUGGUAUUGACAAAAUAAUCAAACAGAACAGAUCAUCAGCAGCUAUUAAUGAUACACUUGAAAAGUUCUGUAAUGAUCUUCCUGAUCAAAUAAAAGAUGUGUGUAUUAAGAUUGAACCCCUCAUUCUAAAGGGACUUACAAAUGGAUUUGAACCUGGAGUUGUUUGCAAGUUUGCGACGCUGUGUUCACGUACGUAUUUUGACAGUGAAAGUAUUUGUGCUUCACAGAAAUCUUGCUUAAAAGAAUCUGAAUUACAACGAAAACAGGAAUCUGAAUCUAAACCGGAAGUUAAAUGUUUAAACGUUGAGCCAGAUAUUCUUAAAGCAAUACUUGGUGGAAUAGAUCCAACCAAAGCUUGUGAUUUUCUGAAACUCUGUAAUGAUGGUGGAAAAGUUCCAAUCAGUUCACAAUACAUCCCAUGCGACGUCUGCAAGGAAACAUUGGAGUCCAUGGCAGGAGAGAUCGGUAUAGGAAUCUGCUAUCAGUUUAAAGAUGUAUGUGGUUAUGAAGAAACUCAGACUGAAAUGCACGAAAAUCUCAAGUUAAUUCCAAAAAUUGAUUAUACCCUGGAUGAAGAGGAAUCGGAAAAUUUGAAGGAGGAUGCCAAGUGCGAGAUUUGUAAAUACAUAAUUCAGUUACUGAACGAAGCAGUAGGAACGAAUGCAUCAAUUGCACAAGUCAACAAUACUCUGUUUGAAAUAUGCUCAUACCUACCGGACAAUAUAAAAAGUUUGUGUCCUUUGUUUAUACCAAGCCUUGAAAAAGCUCUUGCUGAUGGAUUGGACCCUACAAAUACAUGUAUUGCUUCGAACUUUUGUCAGAAAACAGAAUCAGCGUUUGUAUCUAUUGAAGACCUAAAAUGCACAGUUUGCGCACAAAUUGUCGAAACUCUCCCCGGGGUUGAAUCUUUUAGAGUGAAGAACGGUAUUUGUAACAAUGUUUGUCACAACAGACACCGUAGAUCAGCUGACACGGAAUCUUCACUACUCUAUCAGGCGGAAGAUGCUAUGAAGUCAGCAAAGUCUGGUUUGAAAGGACUGGCAGAAUGUGAAAUUUGCAAGGUUUUUAUCCGUUCACUUGAUGGGUUGGCUGGGGAAAAUGCCAGUAUUGAGACGGUGAACAACACAGUCUAUGAAAUAUGCACGCGUCUUACCGGAAUACAGCUACAGCAAGCGUGUCUACAAAAGGCUCCUGAACUAACUGUUAUUCUCAAGAAAGGUCUGGACCCAGAAAAGACUUGUGUAUCAGCAAAAUUCUGUACUGAACAUGAACAUGAAGUGAAAAUCCAGAAAAGAGCAGUACACGAAGAAGAGGAGUCUAUCCUGAUGAAAGCUAUCAGAGAGAAAGAGAGGCAUAAUGUUGGUGACGUGGCAUGCGACUUAUGUGAAGGAGUUAUAGAAAUCUUAGACAAUCUUCUAGAAGACAAUGCCACCGAUGAAAAGAUCAACCAGACAUUGUAUAAUCUGUGUAGUGGUCUACCUAGUGGAGCUUUCCAGGACCUGUGUAUGCAAAUAGUCCCAACAAUUAUGACGGCUGUAGAUAACGGUUUCGAUCCUCAAACAAUAUGUACAGAUGUUGGACUUUGUACGGGAAGAAGCAAGGUGGGAAGUAGGCUACCGUUGAGAAAGAAACAUAUGCCAGAAAAGAGUGUAAAUGAAAAUGAAGAAUCAAUCCUGCUUGACACCAUAGUUGCAAGACGGAUGGCACAACAAAGUGUGGGUGGUAUAGCAUGCGACUUAUGUGAAGGAGUUAUAGAAAUCUUAGACAAUCUUCUUGAAGAAAAUGCCACCGACGAAAAGAUCAACCAGACAUUGUACAAUCUGUGUAGUGGUCUACCUAGUGGAGCUUUCCAGGAUCUGUGCAUGCAAAUAAUCCCAACAAUUAUGACAGCUGUAGAAAACGGGUUCGAUCCUGAGACAGUAUGCACAGCUGCUGGACUCUGUACAGGAAAAAGUAAGUUAGUCAGCAAGAUGAGGAGUAUGACAUUGGAAAAGAAACAUUUGCACGAUGAAAAUAUCAACAACAAUGAAGAAUCAACACUGCUUGACACUAAUGUUGGUAAAGAAAACACACAGCGGAAUUUGAAAGAUUUGAAGUGUGAAGUGUGUAAAGCAGUCAUUGAAGAACUGGACAGUUUGGUCAAACAGAACGCAAGUAUUGAAAAGAUAAAUGAAACCCUUUAUGAUGUUUGCAACCAGCUUCCAGGUGCUUUACAAGAUUUGUGUCUACAAGCUGCCCCUCAAAUCCUUAAUGCCCUCAUGAAUGGAGUAGACCCAUCAGAAGCAUGCGGAUCUCUCGGUCUGUGCUCCAGUGAAGCAGGAAUUACAGAUACCACAGAGAAAAGUUUUGACAAUGUUGAAGAUGUGAAAUGUGAAAUAUGCACGCUGCUUGUUCAAGGCUUGGAUGAAAUUUUAAGAGGCAAUGCAAGUGUGGCACAAAUCAACGCAACUAUCUUUAACCUUUGUGGUGAUCUCCCUGGAAGCGCUAAAUCAUUUUGCGUUAUGGUUGCCCCGGUUAUAGUUAAAGAACUCCAAGGAGGUGCAGAUCCUAAAGUAGCAUGUGCAGUAUUGAAACUGUGUGCCAGUAAAGCUCCGGUCCAAGAGGAAAGUGCAAAAGACAAUGUUGGAGAUAUAAAAUGUGACAUUUGCGAAUUGAUCAUAAAAGAAAUUGACACUAUUGUUGGACAGAAUGCAUCUGCAGAAAAAAUUAAUGCCACUAUCUACAACUUAUGUAGUCAGCUACCAGGAACCGCUGCAAAAUAUUGUGUUAUGGUUGCACCAACAAUUGUCAAGGCUGUAGAAUCAGGAGUAGAUCCACAGUCGGCAUGUACAGUUCUAAAACUAUGUGACAACUCGGCUCCAGUCCAAAAGGAAAGUGCAAAUGACAAUGUUGGAGAUAUAAAAUGUGACAUUUGCGAAUUGAUCAUAAAAGAAAUUGACACUAUUGUUGGACAGAAUGCAUCCGCAGAAAAAAUUAAUGCCACUAUCUACAACUUAUGUAGUCAGCUACCAGGAACCGCUGCAAAAUAUUGUGUAAAGGUGGCGCCUACAAUUGUCAAGGCAGUAGAGUCGGGUGUAGAUCCGCAGUCGGCAUGUACAGCUCUUAAACUUUGUGACAGUUCAGCUCCAGUCCAAGAGGAAAGUGCAAAUGACAAUGUUGGUGAUAUAAAAUGUGACAUUUGCGAAUUGAUCAUAAAAGAAAUUGACACUAUUGUUGGACAGAAUGCAUCCGCAGAGAAAAUCAAUGCCACUAUCUACAACUUAUGUAGUCAGCUACCGGGAACCGCUGCAAAAUAUUGUGUAAAGGUGGCGCCGACAAUUGUCAAGGCAGUAGAGUCAGGGGUAGAUCCGCAGUCAGCAUGUACAGCUCUUAAACUUUGUGACAGUUCAGUCGGUCAAAGUACUAGUCCUAAUGACGUAGGAGACAUCAAAUGUGACAUUUGUGAGUUGAUCAUUAAAGAGCUCGACACUAUUGUUGGACAGAAUGCAUCUGCAGACAAGAUUAAUGCCACCAUCUACAAUUUGUGCAGUCAACUGCCUGGAACUGCUGCAAAAUAUUGUGUAAAGGUCGCACCAACUAUUAUUAAUGCUAUAAAAGCCGGAGUAGAUCCACAGGCGGCCUGUUCAGCUCUAAAUCUUUGUGCCAGUUCAGAUAAAGUGGUACAAAUUUCCAAAGAUGUAAGGGACAUCAAAUGUGAUAUUUGUGAGUUGAUCAUUAAAGAGGUCGACACUAUUGUUGGACAGAAUACAUCUGCAGAAAAGAUUAAUGCAACCAUCUACAAUUUGUGCAGUCAACUGCCUGGAACUGCUGCAAAAUAUUGUGUAAUGGUUGCACCAACUAUUAUAAAGGCUAUAGAAGCCGGAGUAGAUCCACAGGCGGCCUGUACAGCUCUAAAUCUUUGUGCCAGCUCAGCAAAAGUGGUACGAAUCUCUAAUGAUGUAGGGGACAUCAAAUGUGAUAUUUGCGAGUUGAUAAUACGGGAACUGGAUAAUAUUGUUGGAAACAAUGCCUCUGCAGACAAAAUCAAUGCCACUAUCUAUAAUUUAUGUAGCCAGUUACCAGGAACCGCAGCAAAAUAUUGUCAAAUGGUUGCACCUACCAUUGUGAAAGAAAUCGAGGGCGGGGUUGAUCCAGAGACAGCAUGUACAGUUUUGAAACUUUGUGAUGCAUCAGAAACACGCAAUAACGUUGGAGAUAUCAAAUGCGAGAUUUGUGAGCUUGCAGUUCGUAAGCUGGACGAGUUGAUUGGACAGAAUGCAUCAAAAGAUAAAAUAAAUUCAACGAUGUAUCAGAUAUGUAAUGACCUCUCUGGAACAUCUAAAAUAUAUUGUUUGCUGCUUGCUCCAGCAAUUGUCAAAGAGGUAGAAGCAGGGGCAGAUCCAAAUGAAGCAUGCAAAGAUCUCAAACUCUGUACAGGCACGUCUCCUGGCAAUGUCAAUGUUCAUCUAGAAGCAAGAAAUGGGCCAUUAGAUUGUGGCUUGUGUAUGCAAUCUCUGACAGCCGUUUUCGACAAUCUAUCAAGUGAUUAUGUGAAAGUUGAAAGGACGCUUCUUCACGUUUGCAGCUCAUUACCAGAAAUAUUCAAGAAACCGUGUGAAACCCUUGUGAAAAGUGAUAAUGGAAAGGCUUUUAAAAAGGUGAUGAGACGGUACACGCCGGUAUCCUUAUGUGAACUAGCAAACUGCCGGGAGAACGUAGGUUGGAGGUUGGGCAAUAAUUGAUCAUAGAAACUAACGUUAUUGAUAAAAUAUCAAGACAUAAAACAAUAAAAUCUUCCAAGUUAUUAAAUUUAUUCAAGCGGAUACUUAAUCUAAUGCUGUUACAAAAGUUUACGAUUUAUGUAAUAUGGUGAAAUAUUAUGACAUUGGUAGUCACGCGAUUAAUUCAAUAUGUUAUUUUUGAAUAGUUUUAAUAAGUAUAUAAGUGGGCAGUUUGGCUGAUGAUGUGCAAAACAAUUUUUGCUAUUUGUGUAAUACAUGAAAACGUUUUAUGUUAUACUAAAGUAAUUAAUAUGAAGUUAAUUCAGCUCACAUAGCAAAUUGUAUCAUGUUUCAUCAUGUAAAAUUAAUGAAGUAUACUGUAUCAUUACGUCAUUCGAUAAUAAAUUUGUCAUAAUACAAGAGAAA
Molecule: messenger RNA, 5620 nt
Organism: Ruditapes philippinarum (Manila clam)
Lineage: Eukaryota; Metazoa; Mollusca; Bivalvia; Venerida; Veneridae
Exons: 47
Coding region: 95-5215 (1706 amino acids)
Biological process (GO): sphingolipid metabolic process
Cellular component (GO): lysosome
Source: RefSeq, a predicted model, not a curated record